Messenger RNA from Dovyalis caffra, 294 nucleotides. NCBI's taxonomy places the organism in Eukaryota, Viridiplantae, Streptophyta, Magnoliopsida, Malpighiales, Salicaceae. The record is from the annotation of a GenBank genome assembly.
AUGGGAAAUUCAUGGGCGAGCUUAAGGGAGGAUGUUGAGGGACUUCGAGUUUAUAUGAAGCUUUACACCUUCGGCGCUUGGAGAAGAAGUUUUAGAAGAAGCCAAAAAUUUCGGUGCCGGACAUCUCAAGUCAUUGAUCUUAGGGAAAUUUCAAGGUAUUUUUCUAAAGACUUCGUCAUGCUCGAAGUGGGAUUGGCUAAGGUGGGGUUUGAUACGUGUGGAAGUAAGGAUCUGGUGUCUUGGAAUUUAUUGGCGGGUGGGUAUGUGAAACGUGGGGAGAUGGAGGAGGCAUAG